AUGCACCCCUCUGAUCAAGUUCUUAAAGCUUGUCCAUCUGCUCCAGCAGUGCCUCAGCAGUGUCUUGUGAUCGCUAACACUAGUGUCUGAGCUGAAAGGACAGAUUUACACUGUGGUCUGUACCACACACAAGGCCAUGAGCACCUUUGGCUACCGCCGGGAGCUGAGCAAGUACGAGGAGUUGGAUGAAGAUGAGCUGCUUGCCUCAUUGACAGCAGAAGAGCUCCAGGAACUGGAAAAGGAGCUGGCUGAUAUUGAGCCAGAUGACAAAGUCCCUAUCGGACUAAGGCAGAGGGACCAGACAGUUAAAACCCCAACUGGUACAUUUAGCCGAGAGGCUCUUUUAAAAUACUGGGAGAAAGAGACACAACAGAUUCUUGAAAAUGAAAGGAUUGGUUCGUCAAGCCCCCAGUUUUGCUGUGGAUUCCAGGCUGGUGAAAAUAAUGAAAAAGUGAAUAUGACAGAAAACACCAGCGAGGAAUCGGAAGAUGAGGAAGAAGCUGAGGAUGAGAAGGAAAAGGAUGUUUGUGUGAACGAUGAUGAUGAUGAAGAUAAUGAAGAGAAGAGUGAAUUAGAGGAGCCAAUUACUGAGGAGGAGGAGGAGGAGGAGGAGGAGGAGGAGGAAGAAGAGGAAGAAGAGGAGGAGGAGGAGGAUAAAGAGGAAGAAGAGGAGGAGGAGGAAGAAAAACAGAUAAGAAAGCCAGAAAAUAACCCCAAAAAGGAGAGUGUUCAGGAGAAACAUCCUCCUCUGCAAAACAUGUACAAUGGUCACUCAAGCAUCAAGCCAGAAGACCCUGUGAGGAGAAAUUCACCACAGGAGUCAAACCAGUUGUCAGGAAACCCCACCGUCCUGGAUGAGGCUCUGGAAAAGAUCCUGUGUGAUGACCCUGACACCACUGAAGUCAAUCUCAACAAUAUUGAUAACAUCUCCCAGGAGAACCUGAUCCGCUUUGCAGAAGCCCUGCGCUCCAACACGCAUGUAAGGUCUUUUAGUCUGGCCAACACUCGUGCUGAUGAUCCAGUAGCGUUUGCAAUUGCCAAAAUGCUGAAGGAGAACUGUCACAUUAUAAAUGUAAACACUGAGUCUAACUACAUCACAGGAAAGGGUAUCCUAGCCCUGGUGCAAGCGCUUACACACAAUAACACACUAACAGAGCUACGCUUCCACAACCAGCGCCAUAUCUGUGGAGGUCAGGUAGAGAUGGAGAUGGUGAAACUGUUGAGAGAGAACACCACCCUGCUCAAGCUUGGCUACCAGUUUGACCUUGCUGGCCCUCGAAUGAGCAUGACUAGCAUUCUCACUCGCAAUCAAGAUUUUCAAAGGCAGAAGAGAAUGCAAGAACUGCGUCAGCAGCAAGGAGGUGCCUCGACUCCUAUUAACCCACGCACAAGUGUGCUUCAGAAGAGCACACCAACCUCUUCUCCAUACGGGUCUCCUCGGAGUUCACCAUGGUCCUCUCCAAAGCUGCCACGUAAUGAUGUGAUAAAACGGCAUCCUCAACCAACUCUUCUACCACCUCCCCCACCUCCUCCACCCCCUCCACCCCCUCCACCCCCUCCACCACCACCUCCUCCCAAACCCCAGAGCAUCACUGAGAAAAGAGGUCCAACCAGAAUGAUCGCAGAAGUGAUCAAACUUCAAGAAGCAAGUGCCAAAAAGCAGCAGGACCAGGGCAAAGGCAAGUGUAAGUCUAAAAAAGGGAAGAAAAGGGUUCCUAAGGAAAACGGAACUGAAAGCAUCCUCAAGGAGCUGAAAAAUGCUCUGAGACCUAUCGCAGACAGAGACAGUUCCAGACCCUCGACGCCGAUGCGGUCGGCUCAUGAUGAACUCAUGGCUGCUAUCCGAGCAAGCAGCAUCAAAUCGCUCAAACGGGUGGAAGUUCCUCAAUACCUUCGGUAAGAAAGAAAGAAAGAAAGAAAGAUAGGAUGGUCGGAUGGAUGCCACACGUCAUCUCCAAGGAUCCUUUCCACAGCACUAUGUUCAUACGAAAUACUUUAUAAUAAAUUUGCAAAGGGAGUGCAAACUUCAUCACGAUCCUGUAACAUCUAUAAGUGUGAACUGGGCCGUGUUGAGGGUUAAUUUAACUUUAGACAGAUGCUGCAAUGUCCAUUGGAGCUGUAUUAAUUCCAAGGCCCCUGGUUUGGUCCUGAUUUGAUCUGGGUUACUGUAUGUAUGGAGUUUUGAAUAUACUCCUGAUGUCUGCAUGGGUUAUCUCCAGGUUCUCUGGUUUCCUUCUAAAAAACAUACCACUAGGCGAUUUGGUUGUUUGCUAAAUUGCCCUUUUGUGUGAAUGAGUGUGUGUGAGACAUACACCCCAUCCAGGGUUUAUUCCUGUCUCAUACCUACAACAGGCUCUGGAUCCACUGUGACCUUAAAGUGUUUAUAGAAGAUGAAGGAUGAAUGGAGGUUAUGUCAAGAACAUCAGCUUUAAAUUUCUGUUGGAGAAUGUUUUGAAAUAAAUGAAUCAGAAAAUAAUCAUAAUUUAAGAUUAUGGCAAGUAAGAUUAUUAGCAAUAAUAGAUACGUGGAUGGAAAAGGAACCAUUUAAAGUAAAAAAAAAAAACCCAUUAAGAUAAAGAACAUUUUCUGGAAAGCUUCAUUUUUGAGUCAAUUACUCUCACAGAUCACUGCGUACGACUUUUGAACUAUACUUUGUUCUAACUACUUAGUAGACAUCCUAUAAAUUACUUUACGAUUAUUAUGAGAUUCAAAUAUUUUUGGAUAAGGGAAGCAAUAGACGAAACCAUAAAUAGUUGCAGUUCCUUCGUAUUUUGACACGAAUAACAGUAACAGUUUUUAAUUGUUUUGCAUGAAGGCUUGUCUUUACAUACACUGAUAAAAAAACAAAAUAAUACUGUAGUUCCUAAAAGUAAUUUAUAUUUCUCGGGUGAUUUAUUCUUUUUUUUUUUGGAUUAUUCUCUGUAUAAAUGUAAAUAUUUGAUUUGAUGUGGAAAAUUAAACCUUUACCUGUCAAUUUACUUUCUUUCCUUCUCUUCUUGUUUUUUUUUACAGUAAUAUCUGUUUCGGAGUAAAUCCGAUGCCCAAGAAUGACCAGCACUUUCAUGUGAAUAUUGUUCUAAAUGUUCCCUGUGUUUUAUUUCAACUGGCCCAAAGGAGAUUAGCCUUCCCUGACUAAAAUUAUACCACAAAUGAUUGCUAAAAUUAACAGUAUCACAGUAA
Hemibagrus wyckioides is the source of this 3180-nucleotide messenger RNA. RefSeq names its product leiomodin 2 (cardiac) b (gene lmod2b). Bases 137 to 1900 code for a protein of 587 amino acids. Gene Ontology annotation, molecular function: actin binding; tropomyosin binding. The record is from RefSeq and is a predicted model, not a curated record. Lineage: Eukaryota; Metazoa; Chordata; Actinopteri; Siluriformes; Bagridae. The transcript is spliced from 3 exons. Gene Ontology annotation, biological process: muscle contraction; myofibril assembly; pointed-end actin filament capping. Gene Ontology annotation, cellular component: striated muscle thin filament; myofibril.